This is a messenger RNA of Aspergillus saccharolyticus JOP 1030-1, 3922 nucleotides long. RefSeq lists its product as uncharacterized. The record is from RefSeq and is a predicted model, not a curated record. Bases 154 to 3591 code for a protein of 1145 amino acids. The transcript has a single exon. NCBI's taxonomy places the organism in Eukaryota, Fungi, Ascomycota, Eurotiomycetes, Eurotiales, Aspergillaceae.
AGUGUACCCCAUGUUGUCUGCAGCUCAUAUGUGUCUGACGUGUGAAAUAAACCCCAGUCUCCCGCUUCUACGUAAAUUUGGCCUGGUUUCGGUUCUCGACGCGACAAGAGCACAUCCCUGAGAUCAAUCUGCGCUGCGCCCGUAUAUCCCGCCAUGAAUCGAUUUCGCAAGACCAAAAAGGAGAAGGUGAAGGAGGAAGUCGUGGAAAUCACAGAGAGCAGCCCAGUAGGCCUCAGCUCCAAGUUAUCAUGGAAGUCUAAGAAAGAGGAACCCGAAGAGAAACCAGAUUUUGAUCUCUCCUCGGCUUUGCCAUCAACCGACGACUUUCGCACCAGUCUCUUGAUGCCAAAACUGUCUGCACGCUUCAGUAUGCUGAGGGAGCAGGAUGACCCGAAUUCAAUUAUUGGUAAAGCAAGCGACGAUAGCGUUCUAUUUCCCAAGCGUGCCUCGAGACUGAAUCUCUUUGGCCACAAUCCCGGUUUCCUUGCUGAUAUAGACGAGGUCUCAAUUGAUGGUCGAUCGAUGGCUCCAGGGCGCGCCCAGUCAAUUGUGUCGGAGAACAAUUCUUGUGGAACCGAUGAGGACCCUUCACAAAAAGAGAGUAUUAUGAGUAGAGGUCGCCGAGUGGAAAGCAAUAACCUUUUCGGCGGACGGCAGAAGGUGUACAAGAUCUCAUCGAAGUCAACAUUGAGUGGUUCCGACUCGGGGCGCUCGCAGAUGAGUAGUCGUGCUCUCUAUGAACCUGACUUGACAACAUCGACUUUUCGACCCCUCAAUCCCAAAAAGAGCAUAGAAUCCAUGACAGAAGAAUUACAACAAGAUAGCUCUUCUCACGAAACUGAAGACGCCCUUUCCCGAGUCUCUUCCGCCAAACGAACUACCCUCUCUUCCACCGCAUCCGGUCCUAUUGCGAACGCUCGCAGUUCGACAGCUGCCACGUCAAUAGACGAGCAGUCAUUCUCGGGACCCUCGUCGCAGACCUCAGCCAGUGAGGGUCAGUUUCCCGCAUCAAAGCCAACGAUGCCGGGCAUGGCAUCUGAACGUGGUUCAGUCAAAUCUAGGCGUCUAUAUGGGCAAGGUUUGGCGCAAAGCGCACAGAGUCAGCAAGCCUCUACCCUUCAGCGCUUAGAGAGCCUGAGUCGUCAAAGAGCAGGAACUCUCGAGCACGCGCCGCUAAAUCGGGCCUUUUCCAAGAGCGCCACAAACCUGCGCGACAGGAUGCACCCCGUCACAGUCACAGAACCCCUUCCCAUUGAACCCAACCCGAUUCCGCCCACCAGCCCACAGUCUUUGGUUAUAUCACCAGAGGAGUCUCUGAACAUAGGUCUCAAGGGACUCAAAAGUCCUGCCAGCACAACUUACAGUGUUGCACCGCUCAGUCCCCCAUUUAGUGAAAGCGAAGAAGGGGGAGCAUUAGUGGCUGCUCUCCGGCCAGAGGAUCAUGGUAAGGCUACAGCCUCAGGCCUAUUCAACAAGCCUAAGUCCGCCUUCGAUGAAAGUCAGUUCAAGCAACGCCAGCUACAGAUGCAUCAAGGGAGGAGCACGCCGCCUCUAGCCAGGCCCCUCCCGCCGCCCACAAGAACCAAGCUGCCUGAGCUCCCUGGACGCGCGCGAGGGUUUUCGAAUGCAAGCUACACAUCGAGGCCUGGCUCGGCAUCUUCCCAUUACAGCGAGGCUCAACGUCCAGGUAGCCGGUCCGCCACAAACGCUUCUCCCCCCAAGCCCACCGGCACUACUUUCUUCGCCAAUCUAAGUAAUAGUGACUCGGAAGAAGAAGGCCGCGCUUCGCACAUGCGUGAUACGAUGUAUACUACUGACGAACUGCACCCUGCAUUGCGUCCAGAAACACCUUCCAAGCCCUCUACUCCCUCUAGUGAACACCGAAGCCCUUUGCCCGAAGUGCGCUACUCUGACUUGGGUGAUCUAAAGCCUAUUGCGGAGCACGAUCUUGUUGAGAACAAGCCUAUUGACGAGGAGGAUCUUCCAGAGAAGCCCGAUUCUCCUACACUGGGGCCUUCGGGUUUGGGUUUGAGUGGCUUGGUACGAGCACACCUUCGACAAGACAGCGACCGUUCCUCAAUCUACCCUCCUCCUUCCCCUGGUCUUCCCGCUAAGCCUGUAGAAGUGAGUGGCAUAGCGGACGCGUCCCCGCAAGGUCAGAAGGGCGCACCCCAGAGCUCAAAGUGGCAGGAUGAGCUCGUCUGCAGACAUAGACGCGAAGCGAGUACUGAGACACAGAUUGAGCGCGAAGAAUUCGCCAAUGAACUGGCAGAGAGACGAAGAAAAGUGCAGGAAAAACUGAGAGGCUUUGCGGAAGUGGAGAGCAGAUCAGCUAGUCCUGUAUCCGGCCGCCAAACUCCAGAUUUCACUCCAAGUAAACCUGGAAAUGCAUUCUCUUUCCUGAAGAAUAAAUCGGGAAAGCAGCAUCUUUUCAGCAAGCAGGACACCAAAGGUGCUAAAGGCCUUGGCUAUGCCAACGCCUCUACCCCGGCUCUGGUUUCCGAUGAUCCCUGGCGAGAGGAAGAAGAGAGGCCAGCACUGCCUUUCGCGAAGCAUGCUAAUUCUAGCACCCCCCACAUCGCAGGCGAGAGGUCCUUUCGAUCUAAAAUGUCUGUAUUUGGCCGCAGCAGUCAAGAAGACUCCCGUGAGUCUAGCCGCAGCCGCGGUGCUUCUCCACAUUCUAGCUUUAGAUCACGCCGAGAUCGCUCCACGUCUGACGCAUCGGGUCGCUCAAAAAGUCGUUCGCGGCGGGAUCGAGAUGGUCUGGAGACACUAGAGGAAGUUGGACACGGAGGGCACCAUCCAAUGGCUUAUCCUGACCACGAUCAAUACGGCAUCCAGUCCGUCACCUCCUCUACCCGCCCGUCAGUCGAAGUUAGCGAACCUACCAUGUAUGAGCGCUGCUCGUCCGCUGCUUCGACCAGACACCGUAGUGGAAGCCGCUCAGCUGUCUCGAGCUUCCACGAUCGGCCAUCUUAUUUCUCAACAAACAGUUCAUCACUGAUUGGAGCCGCUCCUCGUCCGUCCCCCAUUGCACCAUACUCCGCCAAUGCAACACCCCCUUUGGAUCUCAAUUCCGAGAAUGGUUCUCCUCUGGUACCAGCUACCAGUAACAAUAACCAACAUCAUCACGCUCUCAGUCGUGCACCAGGCAACAAUGGUCUUCAGAAGCGAACGAUUAACAAAACCCUGAUCUCCGAGCCUACCUUCGUUUCUUGCACGUCCAACGUACCCACCGUUGGCCUUCCUCCUGGCGCUAGUCUCAGUAAUGGCAUGGCGACACCGCCAAUCCCACCGAUGAACCCGCGACGUCGUCGUCAGACCACUACACAAACCAUUCUGGGAGCCCUCAAAGGAGAGAGACAUGAGUCUCAAUACACCCCAUCGAUCGACUCGGCCAUGGAGGAAACCAGUAACUUUUCCGACGAUGGCGAGAAGCGCCCGAAAUCUCGUGCCAGACUCCGCAAAUCGUCUAGCGAGGGCGGCAACUUGAAUGUGAAAGCCCGUCACCAGCUCCUUGCUGACACCCCUCCGCCUGCUGUUCCUACCUACCCUCCGCCACAGAUUCCUCUAGAUGGAGGAAUGUUUUAACCUUUCACUUCAUAAAAUUGCCAUUCCAAUCUCCACCUUCUGCGACCACUCAUUCCCCGACUACGAUGUAUUAUCUCAUAUUUCUCAUGUUCUGCUUUAGCCUUCUGCAUCUUUGUGUUGGAUACCUCUCCUUUGCAAUCUCGGUUUUGCAUCCAUCAUGAUACACCAACAGCGUUACGUUGAGCGGAUACCUUCCCUUUUCCUUGUCAUGUUCUUACCCAUUCCUUGACACACAAGUUUCCUACGAGUCAUAUCAUAUCUUCGGACUAGCAUCACCAUUUCCUAAAAAUAGUUGGGAUCUGGCCACAAAUAUAUGAAUUAUUUACAAACA